AUGGAUCUGCAGUCGACAGAUAGGGGGAGUCUGCAGAGCAGAGCCCGAAGACCGCCGCUCAGGAUGGAUCAGGAGAAGGCGGGCGAAGGGGAGGAAGGCGGCCGAGCAGGAGGAGCCGCCGCGCGGAGCUUCGCGCGGGAUAUCGGAAACUCGCCGGCGUCGCUGCUCUCUGAAGAGGAGUGGCUGCGUUCGGCGGCGCGGUCGCUUUCCCCCGAUCCUCGCGGCCUCCUCAUCCUCCUCCUCUUCGCGUAUGCCCUCGUCCUGCAGGGCAUCCCCCGCCGGCGCCGCCUGGUUCCCAUGUACAUGGUCGCAGCGUAA
This is a messenger RNA of Thermothielavioides terrestris NRRL 8126, 318 nucleotides long. RefSeq lists its product as uncharacterized. Bases 1 to 318 code for a protein of 105 amino acids. Lineage: Eukaryota; Fungi; Ascomycota; Sordariomycetes; Sordariales; Chaetomiaceae. The record is from RefSeq and is a predicted model, not a curated record. The transcript has 3 exons.